AUCGAUGGUGUCAACGCCGGCAGCUUGACGCAGUUCCAACAACUCUCCGGACGACGUCAGUGACAGUUGGGUCCUUCGCUGCUCAGUGCAAACGCUGCUGGGGAAAACCCUCUGGAAGAGCCUGUUAAGUGGAAGUACACAGGCCCGGCUGCGCCGAGUCCUCCCUGGGAACUGCACGGUUUGUCCUCCGCCAUGGAAUAAUUCUCGGGACAGUUUUUUUUUCUCUUCUGCCUCGGCACGUCUGCCAUCCAUCUUUGGAUCGCAUCCGAAGGAGUGUUGCAUCUUGCGGGAGAGUCGUGAUGCUGAGCGUCGGAGGUCGGCGGCGGAGAGCAUGAGGCGGACAGGGAAGUGACCUCGGUGGACUCUACGGCCUGAGGGAGCCGCUCACUGGCACCAUGGCAUCCAAGGAGAGACUGUACGAGGUCUGGAUGCUCUAUUGCACCAAGAGGGAUCCGGAUUACCUGAAGUUAUGGCUGGAGGUUUUCAUCAGCUCCUACGAGCAAUGCCUGGAUGUGGACUUUGAAAAGCCUCUGUCGAGGCCCGAGGAGGUGCCCCCGGUGUUGACGCUCCUCCCUGACAACAUCCUGCAGGUUCUGCGCCACCAGCUGCUGCAGUGCGUCCAGAAAGCUUCCGACGGCCUGGAGCCCGAGCAGCAGAACCUGGCUCUGCUGCUACUCAAGUUCCUCAUUGUCAUCUGCAGGAACCUCUCCAAUGUGGAGGAGAUCGGCACCUGCUCUUACAUCAAUCAUGUCAUCACCAUGACAACACUCUACAUUCAACAGCUGAAGAGCAGGACCAAAGAGAAAGAGAUGGCGGACCAGAGCCAGGCGGAGGAGUUUGUCCGUCACGCACUAGCAUUUUGCGAGAGCCUCUACGACCCGUACCGCAACUGGAGGCAUCGAACCUGCGGGGAGCAGCUGGGCACGGUAGAGAGGAGCAGGCAGAAGUACAAGGCAGCUCCGCUCACCGUGGAGUUUGUUCCUUUCUUUUACCAGUGCUUCCAGGAGAGUGAGCACCUGAAGGAGAGCCUGAAAUGCUGCCUACUCCACCUGUUUGGAGCCAUUGUAGCUGGUGAUCAGAGGAACGCUCAGCUUGCCAUCUCUCCAGCCACCAUGGAGGUGUUGAUGCGGGUGCUGGCCGACUGCUCCAUGGGGGGCUGCUCCUCGGACGAGGGCGAGGACUGGGACAGCGAGGCCCCCGACCACAAGGCGCUGCUGACCCUGGGCUGCCUGCGGGAGGUGGUGCAGCGCCUCCUGGCCUCCAGCUCCGACCAGCGGCAAGUUGAGAUCGCCUCUGUGCUGGAAAACUACUUCAAGCUGCUCAACUCCGACCCGGCAGCCGUCGUAGCUUCCCAACUUCAAGAGCAGCAGCAGCAGCAGCAGCAGCAACAACAACAGCAGCAAAAACAACAACAACAACAACAACCGCAGGUGCAGCAAGCAAAGAGCAGAGUGCCGACGCUGGGCAGACACUGGGAAAGCCGGUUUGUGGCCCUGCAAGUAAAUAUGCUAGACACCAUCAGGGACAUGUUCCUGUGUUCAGACCGUCCGGUUCUACAAGCCAUUUUCCUCAACAGUAACUGUUUCGAGCAUCUGACGCGGCUUCUGCAAAACAGCAAGCUGGUUAACGCGAGGUGCACUGCGGCAGACAAGGACCAGAAAGAUAUAACCAACAACAGGUUACUGACAGGAGAGAGGGACACUCAGGUUUCCUCACGCUUUCCCCCCCAAGCCCCUUCCUCCACAUGCCAUUUUCUGCGGUACACUAUGGGUCCUGUUGGAAUGCUACCACGUUGGCCUGGUGUGAUCUCUCAGAGUUCAGAGUGGUUCAAGGUGUUGCAAGGGCGACUAGACUCCCUCGCCGUGGCGACCAUCAAAGCCCUGACAACGGUGAUGCACAAAUCACCUGCUGCAAAGGAAGUGUUCAAGGAGAGGAUCGGCUACAAUCAUCUGUACGAAGUGCUCACCUCACUCGGCCAGCCGUCGCGGCGACUCCUCAAGGAGCUGAUGAACAUGGCGGUGGAGGGGGAGCACACUUCAGUGGGGCUCCUGGGCAUCAGCAACGUGGAGCCCUUGCUGCUGCUGGCCCAGUGGCUCCCGGAGCUGGACUCGUCGGAGCGGCAGCUGUUCACGGCCGACUGGCUCCGCCGCCUCAGCUGCCUCAACCGCCAGACCCGCGCCACCUGCGUCAACGCCGCCAUGGUCAUGCGAGCGCUGGCGGGCCUGGAGCGCCACCAGCGGCUGCACCGGGCGUGCGCCGAGAGUUUGCUGGGGCUGGUGGGCUCACUGGGCUCCCAGUCGUUGGCCGCCGGGGAGCUCCUGGGACUCCUUCGCCUUCUCAGGCCUCCAGAAUCCACGCAUGUUCACCCAUAUGUGGGUCCCGCCCUGAGGGCAUUACUGGCCAUGGUGCGCAAGCAAGGCCUGGAGAGCGCCAUGCAGUACUUUGACCUGUCCCCCAGCAUGGCGGGCAUUGUGGUUCCGACAGUGCAGCGCUGGCCCGGCUCGGCCUUCAGCUUCCUCGCCUGGUUGUCGCUAGACCAGGACCAGCUGGGCCCACCCAGCAAGGACAAGAGGAAGCAGCUCUACAGCUUUUUUACCCCUGGGGGGACGGGAUUCGAGGCCUUCAUCAGCUCAGUGGGUGUGCUGGUGGUGGCCGUGUGCACCAAGAAAGAAUACGUCACAGUCAUGCUGCCCGACUACUGUUUCUGUGACUCGCUCUGGCACAGCAUCGGUGUGGUUCACGUACCGGGAAAGAGGCCAUUUGGACAGAGUCUUGUAUACAUUUAUGUGGAUGGGCAGCAGAAACUCUCCGCCCCCCUCAAGUAUCCCAGCAUGACAGAGCCAUUCAUUUCCUGCUGCAUCGGCUCAGCGGGCCACCGGACCACCACUCCGCCUCCCUCUCAGAUCCCGGACCCUCCCUUCUCCUCUGUCAUCACCCCCACCACUCGCUCCUCGCUGGGCGCCAUCUUGUCGCCGCAGACCUGGGGGGGCCUGUUGGGGGGAAAGCCGGAGUCUCUGACCAAGCUCAUCUCUGCAGGGACACAGGACAGUGAGUGGGGGAGUCCUACUUCGCUGCAAGGCCAGUUAGGAGGCGUCAUGGUCUUCCACGAACCCCUGCAGCCCAACCACAUGAAAGCCAUCUGUAGUGCUGGUCCAAAUUGCAUCUCUCCAUUUAAAGCCCAGGAGUCUGAACUCGGUGACCUCUCAACCAAAUUGCUGCUUCACUACUCGCCCAAGGCGUGUAGGAACCCCAUCUGUCUCGAUCUGUCUCCCAACAUGCUGCAUGGACGCCUGACUGGCAAUAAAGUGGUCAACUGGGAAAUCAAGGAUAUGAUCAACUGUGUGGGCGGCCUGCCGGUGCUCUUCCCCAUCCUGGAGCAGCUGACUCUGAUCAUCCCGGAUCAACAGCCCAGUGAUCCUGCCGCCGGGUCAGAUUUAAUUACUCCUGAUGUGACCACGCCACCCGACGGAGAUUGGGUCCUUUUGCCGUCCAACAGGGCUUCAGAGGCGCGCCUGGAGAAGAAUCUGGUGGCCACUUUCCUGUUGGUUCUAAAGCAUUUCCUGCAGAGGCAUCCUAUCAACCAGGAUAAUCUGCUCCACUCGCAUGGCGUCGGCACACUGGGAGCCCUGCUGCAGAAGCUGCCAGCAGGUCAUGUGGACGUCAGCGUCCUGGUCGCUAUGCAGCUGCUGAUUGAACAGGUGACUCAUGAGAAGAACCAGGUUCUACUGCAGCAGCUUCACACACACCUGCUCUUCAACUUUAACAUCUGGAACAAAGGAGACUUCCCUCUACGCAUAGGUCAUAUCCAGUACAUGUCCACCGUCAUCAAAGACAACAGGAAGCAGUUCAGAAAAAAAUAUGGAGUCCAGUUCCUCUUGGACACUGUGCGCCUUUAUUACGGGAGGGGCAGCAGCAACAAAGAGAGCGACCUCAGCGAGGACGACGUCCGCACCAUCCGGGCGUCUCUCUGCGGCCUCAUCAAAUACUACAUCAGCAAGGGCAUGUCGCAGGAGGAGAUGCAAAGCAUUCUGGGAUACGUUGCUGCCAUCGGUCCCGAGGAGCAGCUGUGUGGCAUGCUGGAGUUGUUACUCAGCCUUCUUCAGACCAGUCCUGCCAGGGACCAGCUCUUCCUGCUCCUCUUCGAGCCCGGUGCCGCCGACUCCUGCUACGCUCUCGUGCUCAACAACAAGUACUCUGAUCGACUGCGGGAGCUCGUCUUUAAGUUGUUUGAGCGCAUGCUGCGCUGCGACCGGGUCUACGAGAAGAAUAAGCAGCGCUUGCGGCUGAGGGAGGCGGGUUACUCCGGCAUGUCGCUGCUCUUCUCCGAAAUUCACAUCACUCCCACACUGAUCCGCUGUCUCCUCAACCAGGUCCUCCAUACAGAUCAUGUGGUGAACUACAAGGACCUGAUGGCCCUGGUCCAGCUCACUCACCGGGCCGGUCCCAGCGAGCGCCUCCUCGUCUGCAAGAGGGUGUACCAGCUGCUACAUUCCCAACAAGACGCUGCCAUCCAGAUCUCGAAGCAGCAGUGUUGGCAGGACACCCUCGUGCGGCUCUACCUGCGUAGCGACGGGUCCCACCCGCAGCGGAGCACCGACACCAUCAGCGCCAGCAGCCUGGACCUGAGCCGCGGCGGAGGCACCGCCAGCCGCCUGGAGCUGCCCCUGGAAAAGAGGGCGCGGGCGGGCAGUGGCGGCCGCCUGGAGGACGACCGGAUUAGUGUAAGCGACAACCGCUCAGUGGACAGCCUGGAGAGCGGCGACGUCCUCUCGCUGCUGGACACGCCAUCCUCCUCGGCCUCUUCCGAGCCGCAGCCGCACGUCAAGCCCUGGGCGGUGGGGAAGUCGGGCGGCUUGAUGCUGGAUCUGUCCCACCUGCAGCCCUACGAGGUCGGGGACGGCGGCUGUCAAACACCCGGCAGCCAGGCCAGCACGCCGUCGCCGCUGGAGACUUCUAAGCCUUUCCCAGGGAGCACCGGAGAGCGCGACGCGACCUCGUCCCUGACGGAGGACAGCUUUCUCUUCAGCGACAACCUCUCGUUGGGAGAGUCCUUCAACAACGCCGAGCGGGCGGAGGAGGAGCUGUGCCACAUGCUGCUGGAGAUCUUGCUGUGCGUGAUGUGGCGCGGGGUCGAAGGCUCGGACGACUCGGCGUGGCUGGAGCGUGGCCAGGUCUUCUCUGCCCUCGCCAAGCUGGCGACCGCCAACGAGCUGCUGCUGCCCGUCGACCGAAUCAAGCUGAGUCUCAUGGAACGCAUGUUGGAGUGGGCGGUGGGUGAUAACCGCGAGGCGUCCGCCGCCACCUUGCCGCAGCACACGGAGAACGCGGUGCGUUUGCUUCACAUGGUGCAGGACUUCCUGCAGGCGGAGGGCCUAGUCAACCCGGCGCUGUGGACGGAGAAGGUGCUGGAGGAGACGGUGACCCUGAUGGACAGCCUCAUGGUGUGGUACUCGGCCGGCGCUCAGUGGUUCCAGCUCUCCCAAGUCGGACUGCGGCUGCUGCUGGGCUUCAUGGCGCAGGAGGACCCUGAAGUGUGUGCCUUGGCCACAGCCAAGCUCAACGGCAUCCUGCAGACCAAGCAGGUGUCCAGCCAGGACGAGGCCUGCUACCUCCUGGGUAAGGUGGAGGGCAUCCUGCGGCGCUCCAUCCAGGAGCAAAGGGAGGAGACGUACUGCUUCCUUGUCCCCCUGCUGCGAACGCUGCUCUCCAAAGUCCACCGCCUCCUCUUCAUCGAGCUGCACCUCCCCCAGCUCCCCGACACCAACGGCAGCCCGUCCUUCUUCGAGGACUUCCAGCUGUACUGCGACUCCCCAGAGUGGCGGGUCUACCUCGACAAAUAUAUCAUCCCGUACAUGAAGCAGUAUGAAAUUGAGACAUUCAGCCAGGGCCACGAGACCAUGGCUCUCUACUGGAAGGAGUGCUACGAGGCGUUCAUGGUCAGCCUGCAUAAGAGAGAGAGGGAGAGGGGUGAGAGCAAGAUCCGCUUCCAGGAGCAAUUUGUGGAGCCUUUCUCACGCAGAGGGCGGCAGGAGAAUCUGCGCUACAACAGCAUGUUGAAGCAGCAGCACAGCCAGAACAGCGCCACCCUCAGGCAGUGGAAGGCAGCACGUCGAGGGCUGGUGUGUGAGAGAGGACCCUGGGCUGACAGGCAGCAGGACGAAAUGCACUGGCGCGUGUCCAGCGCAGAGAACUUCUCCCGCAUGAGGCUGAAGCUGGUGCGCAAUUACAAUUUUGACCCACACAGAGAAGCCAGCGCUCUGAGAGACAACCUGGGUGUUCAUCAGAAGCGGGUCAACGCAGAGUCUCUGCUACUGGAGGCAGCGAAGCAGGUCAAAGUCAGCGACCUGGAAGAAGACAUCCUGGAGCUGCCAGAGGACGACCCGGCCGCCGCCAACAACCAAAUUGAAGCAGAGGAGGCGGGCCAGAAGGAGAAGCUUGUGCUGUGGGAGGACUGCGAGCUGGUGACGGUGGUGGACGUGGUGCCCGGCCGCCUGGAGCUCACCACCCAACACAUCUACUUCUACGACAGCAGCCAGGAGAAAGAGGAAGGAGUGGGCCACGACUUUAAAUGGCCCCUGUCCCAGAUUAGAGAGGUCCACCUUCGACGUUAUAAUCUACGCCGCUCCGCUCUGGAGAUCUUCCUCAUCGACCAGACCAACUACUUCCUCAACUUCAAGAAGGAGGUGAGGAACAAGGUCUAUAGCCGCAUGCUGCUGCUGCGAUCCCUCAGCCUCUAUGGAACCCGCUCACCCCAGGAGCUCCUCAAAGCCUCUGGACUUACACAGAAAUGGGUGAACCGGGAGAUUUCCAACUUCGACUACUUGAUGCAACUCAACACGAUUGCAGGCAGAACGUACAACAACCUGGCUCAGUAUCCAGUGUUUCCCUGGAUUCUAGCUGACUACACUUCAGAGGAGCUGGACCUAUCUGAUCCCCGCGUAUUCAGGGACCUAUCGAAGCCAGUGGCGGUUCUCAACGAACGCAAUGCGAAGGCUGUUAGAGAGAAGUAUGAAAGUUUCGAGGACCCAACCGGCACCAUCGACAGGUUCCAUUAUGGCACCCACUACUCCAACGCUGCCGGGGUGAUGCACUACUUGAUCAGGGUGGAGCCCUUCACGUCUCUGCACAUCCAACUGCAGAGCGGACGAUUUGACUGUGCCGACCGCCAGUUCCACUCCAUCCCCGCCACAUGGCAGACCCUCAUGGACAACCCGAACGACGUCAAAGAGCUCAUCCCCGAGUUCUUCUACUUCCCAGAAUUCCUUGAGAACCAAAACGGCUUCGAUCUGGGUCGCCUGCAGAUCUCCAAGGAAAGGGUAAACGAUGUCAUUCUGCCCAAAUGGGCCAAGUCCCCUGAGGACUUCAUCUACAAACACCGCAAAGCCCUGGAGUCAGAGUACGUGUCGGCUCACCUUCACGAGUGGAUCGAUCUCAUCUUCGGUUACAAGCAGAGGGGCCCCGCGGCGGUGGAGGCCCUCAACGUCUUCUACUAUUGCACAUAUGAGGGAGCGGUCGACCUGGAUGCCAUUACAGACGAAAAGGAGCGCAAGGCCCUGGAGGGCAUGAUCAGCAACUUUGGACAGACGCCCUGCCAGCUCCUCAAGGAGCCUCAUCCAGUGCGACUGCCUCUGGAGGAAGUGGAGAAAAGGAAGGCUCAGCUUGACUCGUGUCAUUUCAGCAUGUUCGAACACCUCAGCGACCUCAAGUCCUUCUUUGUUGAGGGCAUCAGUGACAACGUGCCGCUGGUUAAGGCCGUGGUGCCAAAGAAUCAGUCCCAUUCUUUCAUCACCCAGGGAAGCCCUGACACCUUGGUCACGGUGAGUCAGAACUGCUUGGUCGGGACCCACGGGUGGCUGCCUUACAACAAGAACAUCUCCAACUACUUUACCUUCAUCAAGGACCCCACCGUGUUCAACGCCAAGACCCAGCGUUUCCUCUCCGGACCGUUUGCCCCCGGCGUGGAGGUAACCGCUGGGCUCUUUGUGGCCUCCCACGACGGCAAGCUGCUCUUCAGCGGUGGCCACUGGGACAACAGCCUGCGGGUCACCUCCCUGGUUAAGGGCAAGACUGUGGGACAGCACAUCCGGCACAUGGACAUUGUGACCUGCUUGUCAACAGACCACUGCGGCAUCCACCUGAUCUCCGGCUCCAAAGACACAACCUGCAUGGUGUGGCAGGUUCUGCAGCAGGGUGGAGCUCCUGUGGGUCUUCAUCCCAAACCGGUUCAGGUGUUGUAUGGACACACGGACGAGGUGGUCAGUGUCAGCAUCAGCACAGAACUGGACAUGGCUGUUUCCGGAUCACGGGACGGGACGGUGAUCAUCCACACGGUGCGUCGGGGCCACUACAUGCGUUGCCUGCGGCCGCCGUGCGAUAGCUCCCUGCCGCUCUCCAUACUCCACCUCGCCGUUUCCUGGGAGGGUCACCUGCUGGUCCACACCUGCCUCGAAGGCAAAGCAACGCUCAAGGAUAAAAAUUCCCUCCACCUUUACUCCGUCAAUGGGAAGCACCUCCGCAGCGAGCCUCUGAAGGAGCAGGUGACCGACAUGUGUGUUUCUGGGGAGUAUGUGGUCAUCGGCAGCGAGGAGGGAUACCUCUCCAUCCGCGACCUCUACAGCCUGUCUCUGUGCGCGGAGCCCAUGGCCAUGAGGGUGCCUGUCCGCUGCGUCUCGGUCACCAAGGAGCAGAGCCACGUCCUGGUGGGCCUGGAGGACGGCAAGCUGAUCAUCGUGGGCGUGGGCAAGCCGGCGGAGGUAAAGAGCUCGCUGAGGAACUACAUCGCUCAGAGCCUGGAGGGAUCGCCGCUCCUGGCCUCCCCCCUGCUGGCCCCGCUCCGGGCCCGCUCGCCGACCCGCCUGCUACACCAGCGCGACCAGCUGGUGUUCAGCCCCAGCUCCCAUAAACCCAGGCGGCUCUAGUUCCCCGCCCCCCACCUUGACAAACACUGUUUCACACACAGAUACACCUGCUGCACAUGUUGCCUGUGUUGCAAUGCUUGGCCUCAAAGACCUUUUUAAUCCACAGUCACCCCUCCUUCUCAGGGAUGGUUGUCGCCCCUACAGUUCUUUAUUCGUUCCUAAUCGAACCACGCGCACAGACUUCAGUAUAUCCGAGCCACCGGGAUUCAAGUCUUUGGGUGGACGUUUUGUUCUUACCUCAUACUUGCAAUGUUGACCUGAUUUGGCAGUUGACCAACUACAACCCCAUCUGUUCACCCGAAGUGUCAUUGUGUGACGUGUUUGUGUGUACUUCACCACUUCCACAAAUAUGCUGUGAAACAAAAACUAAUUAACCCUUUCUGCAAAUCCAAGCCAUAGAAACAGUGUAGCCACAAUCUAAUAAUGCAAACCAAUAAUCCUGUGUCAAGAUCAACUUCAGUGUUUUGAUAGUGUAAAUAGUGCGGUAGUGUAGAUGGGCUUGAUAGGCAGUAAAUAGUUAUAUGAAAACCAUCGCAACAUUCUGCUUUUCAUCUUUUCUCACCAAAGUGAGUCAACCGCUGAUUUACUUGCCUCACAAGUCAAUCAAGCCGCAAUGAACUAAUCGAUCACUCAUGAAUCAUAUCCCUCCUUUCUUUCUUCCCGGUUUCCUUUGACUUCAUGUUUCACCUCCCCCGCCCUUCUCCCCUCCAUCCCACUUCCUCUUCCUUUGCUUUUCGCAGAUGCGCUCGGGUCAGAUCACACGGAAGCUGUGGGGCUCCAGCAAGAGAAUGACCCAGAUCUCCUCGGGGGAGACGGUCUACAACACGCAGCACGACCACAACUGACCCAAUCCCCCGAAACCCUCCUUCCCACCAGCAUCCCACAUUCCUGUCACCCAGUUCGCCUCCUUGCCUGUCAAUCCCUCGACGGUUUGCUUCAUUCUGUCUAAGGAACUCCCUUCAGUUCCUCCCGCACCGUUCCACUGUCUACUGUGCGUGCACGUUCAUGAAUCAGUUAUGUUUUUGUAUUUUUUUUUUGCCGCUGCUUUGGAUUGAGCGUAAGGCGCUGGCGCCAGGGUUAUAAUCCAGCCUCAGCGGCACCACUACCAAUCACCGUAGCUCCUGAUCCCUCGGCUAGCCAUCGUCACUUUUACGUGAUACUAAUGUCUGUCCGGAGGUGUGCGCGCUCUGUCAAAAUGUAGUUUCCAGGGGCCUUUUUUGUUCCCCCCCCCCCCUCAUCUUAGCU
Molecule: messenger RNA, 10163 nt
Organism: Gasterosteus aculeatus aculeatus (three-spined stickleback)
Lineage: Eukaryota; Metazoa; Chordata; Actinopteri; Perciformes; Gasterosteidae
Source: RefSeq, a predicted model, not a curated record